Messenger RNA from Mucor velutinosus, 1671 nucleotides. RefSeq lists its product as uncharacterized. Gene Ontology annotation, biological process: protein folding. The coding region runs from base 1 to 1671 and encodes 556 amino acids. The record is from RefSeq and is a predicted model, not a curated record. Gene Ontology annotation, molecular function: ATP hydrolysis activity; ATP binding; ATP-dependent protein folding chaperone. Lineage: Eukaryota; Fungi; Mucoromycota; Mucoromycetes; Mucorales; Mucoraceae. Gene Ontology annotation, cellular component: chaperonin-containing T-complex. The transcript has 4 exons.
AUGUAUCAAAGAGACCAAAACAACUCACUCUUCCUGGGUGGUGAACGUACCACCGGUCAAGAUGUCCGUUCCAGCAACGUCCUUGCUGCUGCUUCCAUUGCCAACAUUGUCAAGAGUUCUUUGGGCCCUGUUGGUUUGGAUAAGAUGCUUGUCGAUGAAAUUGGUGAUGUUACUAUCACCAACGAUGGCGCUACUAUCCUUCAAUUACUCGAAGUAGAGCACCCCGCUGGUAAAGUGUUGGUCGAGCUGGCCCAACAACAAGAUCGUGAGGUGGGUGAUGGUACUACUUCUGUAGUCAUCAUUGCUGCCGAACUCUUGAAGCGUGCCAACGAACUCGUCAAGAACAAGAUUCACCCCACCACCAUCAUCACCGGUUACCGUUUGGCUUCCAAGGAAGCUUGUCGUUUCAUUGCCAAUGAAAUGUCCAUCAAAGUCGACACACUCGGUAAAGAAUGUCUCAUCAACUCUGCAAAGACUUCCAUGAGCUCCAAGAUCAUUGGAUCUGACUCCAAGUUCUUUGCCAACCUCGCCGUCGAAGCUAUUUUAGCUGUUAAAUCCACCAACACUCGUGGUGAAACCAAGUACCCCGUCAAGGCUGUCAACAUUCUCAAGGCACACGGUAAAUCUGGUCUCGAAUCUCAGUUUGUUCGUGGUUACGCCUUGAACUGCACUGUCGCCUCUCAAGCCAUGAAGAAACAAAUCAAGAACGCCAAAAUUGCUUGCUUGGAUAUGAAUUUACAAAAGGCCCGUAUGCACCUUGGCGUCAAUAUCGUGGUUGAUGAUCCCGACAAGUUGGAAGACAUUCGUAAGAGAGAAAUUGAAAUCACAACCGAACGUAUUCAAAAGAUCUUGGAUACUGGUGCCAACGUCAUUUUAACAACAAAGGGUAUCGAUGAUUUGUGUCUCAAGCUUUUCGUUGAAGCUGGUGCUAUGGCUGUUCGUCGUUGUAAGAAGGAGGAUUUGAAGCGUAUUGCCAAGGCAACUGGCGCUACUUUGGUGUCUUCCUUGGCCAACUUGGAAGGCGAAGAGACCUUUGAAGCUAGCUCUCUCGGUCAAGCUGAAGAAGUGAUCCAAGAGCGUAUUUCCGACGAUGAAUGUAUAUUGGUAAAGGGUACAAAGAUUCAAAACUCUGCUUCCGUCAUUCUGCGUGGUGCCAACGACUACAUGUUGGAUGAAAUGGAGAGAUCUCUUCAUGAUUCCCUCUGUGUUGUAAAGAGAACAUUAGAAAGCAACAGUGUUGUUCCCGGCGGUGGUGCUGUUGAAUCUGCCUUGAGUAUAUACCUUGAAAAUUUCGCCACUAGCUUGGGAUCUCGUGAACAACUUGCUAUCGCUGAAUUUGCUAAUGCCUUGCUUGUGAUCCCCAAAACACUCGCUGUCAAUGCUGCCAAGGACUCUACUGAAUUAGUCGCUAAGCUUCGUGCCUAUCACAAUACUGCCCUUAAUGCCGAUGCUGAUGAUCGCAAGCGUGCUCUCAAGUGGUAUGGUCUCGAAUUGAUUGACGGUGCUGUGCGUGACAAUGUAAAGGCUGGUAUUUUGGAACCCACCAUGUCCAAGAUCAAAUCGCUAAAGAGUGCCACUGAAGCUGCUAUUGCCAUCUUGAGAAUUGAUGAUUUCAUCAAGGUUGCACCUGAACAAAGAGGCAACCCUGAAGACGAUGGUCAUGGUCAUUAA